Messenger RNA from Eriocheir sinensis (Chinese mitten crab), 4734 nucleotides. RefSeq lists its product as uncharacterized. The record is from RefSeq and is a predicted model, not a curated record. Lineage: Eukaryota; Metazoa; Arthropoda; Malacostraca; Decapoda; Varunidae. The coding region runs from base 839 to 2152 and encodes 437 amino acids. The transcript is spliced from 2 exons. Gene Ontology annotation, molecular function: zinc ion binding; nucleic acid binding.
UUCUCUUAACUUUUCAAUUAAUUUUCCAUAUGCUGCGUUUCUUUUGUCACGGUUAUGAUACUCUUUGCACUUAACUUUCCAUAAACACUCUUCGGUUUGGUAAAUGUCAAUAAACUCCUCCAAUGUUUUGCGAUUCAUAAUGAAGUAUUUCUGAAAAGCUGGAAAAGGCGUGCACACUUUAUUUAAGUCACAAAUAGACUGAUAAUCUGUACAGUUUUCCCCCUACACGUGAGAUUUUCAUCUGAAAGGAAAACAAUCAUUAGAUCGUUCAGAUAAAAAGUUUGAAUGAUUCAACUGUUCAUGCCGCUCGAUCAGUUCAUCUGAAACGAUCAAAAUCUGCGCAAAUUUCCCCCUACACGUCAGUUUUAUCUUAACGAUUUAUCUGAUCAGUUAUAUCGUUCAGAUAAACAGUUACGUCUAGGGCCGGCCUAAGCCUGCCAUUCUCGCCAUCCCUGAGGCAGCUGCUCGUCCCAAGUUACCAGCAUACCAGGACGGAGAGGAUAUAGCUACCUAUCUCACUCGCUUUGAGAGAGUAGCGGAACUGUUACAGCUCGACCAGGAUACGUAUGCUGUCAGGUUGGGGUGUCUGUUGACAGGAAAAGCAGCAGAGUUGUACGUCUCUCUUUCUCCUGAGAUUACCAGUGAUUACGACGCGCUGAGAAUGUCCUUGCUGGCAGGAUUCAAGAAGACUUCAGACGGAUAUCGCCUCGAUUUCCGCUCUGCCAAGAUUAGAGACGGGGAAAAUUAUACUCCGUUUGCUGUUCACUUAACCCGUCUAUUCCAGAGCUGGUUGGAGGCUUCUAAGGUUCCGACAUAAUUUGAUUCCUUGAAGAAAUUCAUGGUACUGGACCAGUUCUUGGCUUCUUUGAGUCUUGACCUCCGCACUUUCAUCAAAGAGCACAGACCCUCGUCUCUCGACAGCGCAGUCCAGCUAGCUGAUGAUUGGACCACGGCACACUACUCCAGUCGAUCCUCGGCCAAACCUGCUCCUCGACCCUUGAAGCCCACGGCGAAGACGUCACCACCAGCUCGCACGUCAUCCACACCGACUACUUCCUCCACCAUCAAGUGUCAUGGCUGUGGUGAGUUAGGCCACAUUAGGCCCCGGUGUCCCAAGAAUCCACGGGCCUUCAAAGAGAGUCCUCCAUCUCAACCUUUCACGGUAGGAUUUUGCCUCUCUGAGCACCGUGUUCCUCGACCCCUUGUUGCCGGUACUGUUAAUGGAUCGUGGACCUCUUCCAUCUUUAGGGAUUCUGGGUGUACCUGCAUUGUCGUGGCCGACGAAGUUCUCCCUGAUGCCGACCUCACCAACUGCCGCCGGUGUCAAGUGGCCGACUACCUGGGGCGGGUUGACACCUUCCCUGUUCUCCGCUGUUACGUCAGUUGUCCCUACUUUGAAGGCUGGACUGACGUAGUCCUGGCUCCCAUCAAGUUUGCCAGCGUCUUGAUUGGCGAUGUCCCUGGGGUACGGGUCCCUAAGGAGCCAUACCCUGCCUUCGACUACGGUCCUCAGCCUCCUGCUUCUGAACCCGCUAUACUUCCCUCAUCUUCCAACGUUAUUACACCUCCUGCCCAGAGCUUUGCCAAGUCAGCCCCUGUCUAUCCUGACUCUCUAGUCUCUUCAACUUCCCCACAGGUGUGUGUAGUAGAGACUCGAGCCUCGACGGCUAGGAUGAAGCGCCUUCAUCCCCUUCAUCUUCCUGAUCUCCAGCCACUGUCCGUCACCCCUGAGGAGUUUGGUCGUCUUCAGAUGUCCUGCGAUACUCUGUCCGUCGCACGAGCCAAGGCUGCAACGGGAGAGAUUGACCAAGUUCGCAACAACUCCACCUUUCAGUUCCUUUUCCAAGAAGGACUCCUCUACCGGAAGUGCCUUACUUCACGGCGUCCAGAGAAAUUGGGAAAAUUAUGUUUGGUCGUUCCACGUAAGUGCCGGCCCAUCGUAUUAAAUGUAGCACAUGAGAACCCUUUAGCUGGUCACUACUCCCAUCGCAAGACUGAACAGAAAGUCGCCGAUCAAUUCUUCUGGCCUGGGAUGGGUACUGACAUCAGAGUACACUGCCGUUCUUCGCUUCUCUCAAAAGGGGCGAGUAAGACCAGCUCCCCUUCAGCCUAUGCCCAUCGUUACCGAGCCCUUUGCUCGUGUUGCCAUUGAUCUGGUUGGACCACUCUCCCCUCCAUCCUCAGUCGGACACAGGUAUAUCCUAACUCUCAUCGACUUUUCCACAGGUUUCCCUGAGGCCCUGCCACUAAAGGAUGUCGACUCUAUCUCAGUUGCUGAAGCUCUUCUUACCAUCUUCUCCAGAGUCGGCAUCCCUCGUGAAGUUCUGUCUGAUCGUGGGACCCAAUUCACUUCAGCCCUGAUGCAAGAACUACAUCGACUGCUGGGGGUCAAGCCGAUCUUUACUACGCCUUACCACCCCAGUGGCAACGGUCGCAUUGAAAGGCUGCACGGUCCCCUGAAAGCCAUCCUGAGGAAGCUCUGCAGCGAGAAACCACGUGAGUGGCACAGGUAUUUAACACCUACUCUGUUUGCCCUCCGAGAAACUCCCAGUGACAGGACAGGAUUCUCGCCCUUCGAGCUGCUCUAUGGUCGCAGCGUCCGUGGUCCUCUCUCAGUGUUGCGCGACCUUUGGGAGGACAAGACCCUUCAACAGGAAGAACGGACCAGCUUCCAGUACGUUCUGGAGCUACGGGAUAAAUUGAGGAAUGUAGCAAGAUCGCCGCCCAGAACGCUGAAGUCAGCCGCCGCCUCUACAAGACUUAUUUUGACCUCAAGUCUCAAGGUAGGAGUUUCACCCCAGGAGACGAGGCCCUCUUUCUUCUACCCAGCGACACCAGCAAGCUCCUUGUGUCCUGAAAGGGCCCCUACCGGAUCCUACAGAAAUGGGGUAAAGUAGACUACCUCUUUGAUCUUCCCCAAGGACCUAAAGUCUUCCACGUCAACAUCCUGAAAAAGUACCAUCGCAGGGCCCAAGAUCAGUGUAUACAGGUCCUGGAUGAACUUGCCACCCUAGAAGCACUCUCGGCGCCUGGGAAAGAUGGACCCGCAGUCAUCGAGGAGCAAGUUUCUAACGAAGUUUUUCAGCUCCCGACGACACAGAGUUCCUUAGAGGUCCCCGCUACUAGAAAGCUUCAGGUAGGAGAAUCCCUCACUUGGGACCAGAACGCCAACAUUGAAGAUCUCCUCCGAGAAUUUGCUGAUGUCUUUUCAGAUGUUCCAGGUCACUGCACUACCCUAGAACGCGACAUCACUCUCACCACGACCGACCGAGUCCAAACCAAGGUUUAUCCCGUCCCCGUUCAUCUUCAGCCGUCUUUCAGACAAGAAGUCGAGACUCUUCCAGCAAGGAAUCCUCCAACGCUCGUCCUCUCCUCGCUGUUCUCCUGUUGUGAUGGUAAGGAAACCAGACAAUUCCUACAGAAUGGCUAUUGACUAUCGCCAAUUAAAUUCCAUCACAGUUUUUCAUGCUGAACCCACCUGCAACAUUACCGAGGAUUUGGAUAAAUUCUCAGGAUCCAAGUAUUUCAGCGAGUUGGAUCUGUGCAAGGCGUAUUACCAGGUACCUCUCACAGACAACGCCAAAGCUCUCACAGCUUUUCCAACCCACCUAGGAUUGAUGGAGUUUCGCCGCAUGCCCUUCGGUCUCUCUACUGCCUGUGCUACCUACAUACGCCUCAUGCGCAUUGUGCUUGGUGGGAUCUCUAACGUCUCCUUCUACUUCGAUAAUAUUUUUGUUUAUUCAAAGGACUGGUCCACGCAUCUAGAAGCUCUUCGAGGAGUCUUGGAACGGUUGAGGGAACAUCAUCUCACCGUCAAGCCAUCCAAGUGUCGUUUCGGAGUCCCCUCCAUUCGUUACCUUGGAUUCAUCGUCGACGGGACGUAUCUUCAACCUCAGCAUGACAAGACCGAUGCCAUCACCAUCAUGCUUCCACCAAGAAACUUCUCAAAGCCUUCCUUAGGCUUGUGUCAUUUUACCUCAUGUUUAUCCCGCAGGCAGCUGAAUACACCGGCCCUUUGUCAGACUUGCUCAAGAAGAAUGUUCCCGAACCGUUGGCUUGGAGUGAAGACUUGUUGGUGCGGUUCAAACACCUCAAGGAUAAGUUGGUCUCGCCACCAGUGCUUCGUCUGCCGAACCCGGAUCUGAUCUUCGUUCUGAGGACCGAUGCCUCCAGUCGCGGGAUUGGAGCAGUCCUUCUGCAGUACUACAGCGACUGUCCACAUCUCGUCGCCUAUGCCAGUCGGAAGUUACUCGACCGUGAAACAAGCAGAUUCUUGUUUGGGGGGCCGUGUGAGGGGUAACUACGCCCUGCCGGCCUUGUUAAGUCUGCCGGCCUUGUUAAAUCUGCCGGCCUUGUUAAGUCUGCCGGCCUCGUUCCGCCCUGGCUCCUCCUACUUCCGAGCCGACGUCAUAGCCCGGCUAGCGGGCUAAGGCAGACACCAGCUCACCACCACAUCGUGCACACCUCGCCUUCUCAGCCUCACGCUGGUCCUUCGUCUCGCUGGGAAAGCUGCGUGUAUGGGCUCCUUGCUGCUUCUCCCCUGGCUGAACCGCCCGACCAAGUCACCACUGCUGUCUCCCACUGCACUCCAGCCUAUGGACUUCACUUCCCUGGCCUUUAGCUGAGAGGAUUACAACCGGUGCACCCAACCCCGGUGACUCAGCAGGCCAACCCUUUUUGCACACUACAGUGGUUUGAUUACCUUGUGGUCGUUUUGUUGUCUUUGUUUGUGUU